Messenger RNA from Papaver somniferum (opium poppy), 1908 nucleotides. RefSeq lists its product as uncharacterized. The transcript has 5 exons. Lineage: Eukaryota; Viridiplantae; Streptophyta; Magnoliopsida; Ranunculales; Papaveraceae. The record is from RefSeq and is a predicted model, not a curated record. The coding region runs from base 1 to 1908 and encodes 635 amino acids.
AUGAAAUCAAUGUUAUUGUGGUGCAUACACGACUUUCCCUCAUAUGCUCAUGUUUCUGUUUUGAGAACUUCUGGAAGAUUUGGUUGUCCUGUGUGUAGAGAAAAUACAGAGGCGUUCAGGCUAAAAUGGGGUUCUAAGUAUGCUUAUAUGGGUCAUAGAAGGUUUCUAAGAGAUAGGUUUCACCCUUAUAGACUGAAAACAUCUGAGUUCAACGGAUUUGAGGAGACAAGGGGUGCACCAAGACGUUUGAGUGGUGCCGAAUUAUUCGACAAGACAGCAACCGCAGAUAAAGAGUUUGGGAAGCUGGUCAAGCGGCCGGUCGUACAAAAGAAUCUUACGGAGAAUUUGUUUGGAACUUUUAUGAGCCAUAAGGAUAAGAACAAGGAUGGGAAACUGGCGCGUAAAGAUUUAAAACUGCUAAACUUAAAUCCUUGCUUGUGGUUGACGGAAGAGAAUGGAAAAGUAGAGAUGCCUCAUGCACCUUAUUCUUUGUCUAAGGAAGAAAGGGAAGUCAUAUGUAAAUCUCUUAGCACACUUAAAGUUCCAAUUGGUUACAGUGCGAAUUGGAAACGGAAAGUAUGCUUGAAAGACUUCCAAUUGAAGGGUUUGAAGUCUCACGAUUAUCAUAUUCUGAUGCAGGGGUUAAUGCCUAUUUUUAUGAUGCAUUGUUUCAAAGAACAUAAGCCUUUGCGUGAGGCAGUUCGACACUUAUCGUUGUUUUUCAAAGUACUAACUUCCAAGGUUAUUGAUCGUGCUGAGCUUCGUAUAAUGCACAAACGUGUGGUGGAGUCACUAUGUGUGUUUGAAAUGUAUUUCCCGCCUGCUUUUUUUGUUAGUAUGACUCAUGUUGUCGUACACUUGGCAGAAGAGGCACAUCAAUUGGGGCCUGUUCAGUUUAGGUGGAUGUACCCUUACGAGAGGAUGAUGAGGUACUACAAAGUACUUGGUCGCAACAAAAAUUAUGUAGAAGGCUCUAUUACAAAACAGUAUGAGAUUAAUGAAGGAGCGCGCCAUUGCGUCGAGAUACUUCCUGAAAAGAGGCGAAAGUCUCUUAAGUGUCGUGGAAAGAUAUCAAUGCCCAGUGAUGUUUAUGAAGGUCCAUACCCACCUAAUUCACAAGGAAAGCCACAUUCAUUGACCAACGUAGAGCAUGAACAAGUUCGUUUGUGGAUAUUGAGACAUUCAGAUGAAAAUACUGAAUGGGAAGAGAAGUACGAGAUAUAUGUUCGUAAUUUGAACAAAACUCGUACGGGAAGGAUAAAACCUACAGACUACAUUGAAUGGCUACAGAAACAACUUGAAGGCACUCCUAUGACAGAUUUUCGUAGGCUGGCAAUUGGUGCUACCUUCGCUACAAUUUCGUAUAACUCAUAUUUUGUUAAUGGCUAUCUUUUUUACACAGCCGAUGCCGAAAAAAAUUUAACUACACAAAAUAGUGGAGUCACCAUGGAUGCUUGCACCAGCUUCAGAGAAAGUUCCAGAGAUACUAACUUGGUCGAUGACGAUACUACGUACUACGGUAUUCUACAACACAUACUUGAACUGGAUUAUGGAGUUUUCUCAGAAAUUGUUUUUUACUGUGAUUGGGUGCGAGUCGAAGACAAAGUACAUGUAUCCUAUGUGGAUCCGGAUACAAAGUUAAGGUUUGUCAACUUCAAAAAGUUUAUGAGAAGCUCAAAAGAAGUCGACGAGCCAUUCAUCCAUGCUUCUCAAGCUAGACAAGUUUUUUACUGCAAAGAUGUGACAAGGGAGCACUGGAAUUUGGUUUUGGAAUCUCCAAUAAGAUCAGACCCCAAUAAGAAUGCUUUGGAAGAUCCAUUUGUCUUCACUGCAAAUGCAAAUGAAGCUCCAUCAAUUUUUACAGUUGUUGGAGAAGAUGAGUUUGGAAUGAAGAAGCUCAGGGGGUGA